Blastomyces dermatitidis ER-3 is the source of this 165-nucleotide messenger RNA. RefSeq lists its product as uncharacterized. The transcript has a single exon. Lineage: Eukaryota; Fungi; Ascomycota; Eurotiomycetes; Onygenales; Ajellomycetaceae. The annotation marks the transcript as partial. The record is from RefSeq and is a predicted model, not a curated record.
CUGACAGUUCUUAUAAAGCUCUCAGUGUUGUCAGUGUCUUCUGUGGCCCUGCAGGCCUAUAAUCACCCCUUCUCUGCUCACAUAAUCUCUGACCAGAUAUAUGCAAAUAUGUCUAGGUUCUCUAUCAAUGAUCCUCACAUCACAGUGCAUUUCUGCAAUCUCAUU